AUGUCAGGCCAUCCGUUCGUGAGCUGCAACCGAAGCGCAGCUGGCUAUUCAAUCAUACUAAUUGAGAUUGCAACACGCUGCGACCUUAUUUCAGUGGACACUGAUCCUGAAAAGACUGAUGUGCUGUGGCGCCCCCCUCUGCCUGAAAUGAGGAAUGGAAAAACAGACAAUGAUUGUCCAAAUCAGGCAGAUUAUUAUGAGCUUAUCAAAAAAUGCUGGCACCAUAACCCUGCUAUGAGGCCUGCAUUCGAGCAGGUUAGGAAGAUGCUGGACAGGAUGAAUCCUCACAAAGUGAGCCCCGUGGACAUGAUGAUGAACCUGAUGGAAAAAUACAGUAAGCACUUGGAAGCAAUUGUAGCAGAGAGGACCCAGGAUCUUCUUCAGGAGAAACAGAAGACAGAUCGUUUGCUGUACAGCAUGUUACCAAAACCAGUAGCGGAUGACCUUCGUCAAGGACGUACAACAGAAGCUCAGAGCUACUCAAACGCGACGGUGUAUUUCAGUGAUAUUGUGGGGUUUACUCAGCUCUCUGGGGCAAGCACCCCACAUCAAGUUGUUGAUUUCCUAAACAAACUCUACACCACAUUUGAUGAUAUUAUUGACAAUUACGACGUCUACAAAGUUGAGACAAUUGGAGAUGCAUAUAUGGUUGUUUCAGGGGUUCCCAAUGAAAAUGGCAUUAACCACGCGGGGGAGAUUGCCAGCAUGGCACUGGAUGUGGUUGAAGUUUGCUAUGCCUUUGAAAUCCCACACAAGCCUGACAUGCAGCUGAAGAUAAGGGCUGGCAUUCAUUCAGGGCCUGUGGUUGCUGGUGUAGUCGGGACAAAGAUGCCUCGGUACUGUUUAUUUGGAGAUACAGUGAAUACAGCAUCAAGAAUGGAAUCCACAAGUGAAGCAAUGAAAAUACAGUGCAGCUGCAGUACUGGAAAACUUCUGAAACAAUUGGGUGGGUAUAUCUUGGGCUUACGUGGAUCCCUCGGUGUUAAGGGUAAAGGUGAAAUGACUACUUGGUGGCUGGAAGGCAAAGAAGUUGACUGUGAUGCAAGAGUGACGACUCUGACUCCUCUAGAAAACACCCCUCCUUACACAGUCCCAGGAUACCUGAGCAACUGAGUACUGGUGAAUCUUACUAUGGGCUGCAUUCAAUAAGAAAAGAUAGUGUCACUGUACGUACACUGUAGCAGUGCCAUAGCCAUUCAACAACAGGUCACUAUAGACAUGGCUAUAGUAGUGUUAUUAUUUUCAUUUAAUUCAGUUCUGUGUAGUUCUCAGCAAAACCAAGCGACAAUGCAAUAAUACUUUGUAAUUAAUGAAUUAUAAUAUGUGGCACAUUUUGCAACAUUAAUAUUGCAUUACUAUAUUUAGUAUCCUUUUAUUUAAAAUAUCUACAUAACUGCACUUUGUAUCUUGUAUUUCAUUGUCGUACAUGCUGCAUUUACACUGCCACCUCAGACCUAAGCCAACUCAGGUCCAACUGAUCAUGGAGAUUCUUAUCAUUUUUCACGUAGCGUUUACACUGCGGUUGUGCCCUGAGCUGGCUUAGGUCCGAAUGCGCACAUACCAUCUGAAUUACAAUACAUGCUCGGUGACGUCAUAACGACCACUGAAGGGAUGACGAGGUUUACCCUCCCCAAACCACAAAGGCAGAAGAGGCAGAGUCAUAAUUGUAUGAUGCAUAAGUCAUUUAUUUUUAAUUAAAAUAUGCUAAGCAGCCACAGGAAUACCAGAGGAAAAACAUUUACUGUAUAAAAUUGCAGUUAACAAAUUUUAUUUUUUCAAAUUAGCCUUGAUACAAAUACUACUACUGCAAAUGAAUAAAUAAUAAUUAUUAUUAUUUGUUAUAUAAGUACACUAUCUAAAUUGUUUGUAAUUAUUUAAAACAUUUAAUAACUUUUAAAAAAAAUGAAAUGACAGGGAAUGCAAAUUAUUAAAACAAUCUAUAUUUAAAACUUAGGACAUAACAUGUAAAACGCAAUUCUGUAACAGAUCAACUAUAAAUCAAACAGUGCAGAGGGGGGCUUGCACAGAUCUUAUCCCAGACCUGCCGCUAUUUCUUGGUAUAUAUAUUUAUUUUGUGUUUCCGCGUAGAGUGCAUUCUGGAUCUGAGUUUCACCCCUCAACGUUAUGACAGCUCUACUUUCUUACCCUCCCUAGUUCACACCACGGUUGUCAGAAACAAACAAACCAAAAAAAAAUUGUAAAAAAAUAUAUAUUCUAUGUUUGUAAGCUAAUCAUUGGUACAAUCAAAAUAUUUAUUUAAAUAACAAUAAAAACAAACAACAAAAAGACGGUGUGUUAAAAGCGUUUUUGAAACUAAGCCAAUAACUAUUUAUUUAUUAGCAGACGCCCUUAUCCAGGGCAACUUACAAUUGUUACAAGAUAUCACAUUAUUUUUUACAUACAAUUACCCAUUUAUACAGUUGGGUUUUUACUGGAGCAAUCUAGGUAAAGUACCUUGCUCAAGGGUACAGCAGCAGUGUUCCCCACCGGGGACUGAACCCACAACCCUCCAGUCAAGAGUCCAGAACCCUAACCACCUCUCCACACUGCUGCCCUGGAUAAGGGCUUCUGCUGAGAAAUAACUGGGAAAAACACAAUCCAGGAUAGUUUUUGUAUAAUUUUUUUUUUGAUAGCAUAUUUUAAAAUAAUACUGAUAUACUCAACAAUUACCUUUUGUUUCUUUGAAGUCCACCGGUGUCUGCAGCUGUUUAACAAAGCUCGUUACCGUUAAAAGUUUACAUAGUGCAAUGUAUGGAUAUUUGGGGUAUGUACACUUUUGACAACAACUUAAUAAUAAAACGUAGAUAUUUACAAAUACUCCCCAAUGUAAACAGUUAAUAAAUUCAAAUAUUCAGGACGCUCGUGUCUCAAAUCGUCGUUCUCUUUUUGUGACGCUGCAACGGCACUGCAGCUUCAUCCUGUUUAGAUUCCAUGGGGGAGGAGCCGAGCGGCACUCACGUCGUGCGUGAGCCGUCCUGAAGUCGGGUGACUUUACACUGCCUUUCGGAUGGACCUAAGCUGGUGCUGAGCCACGUCUUUAGUUGGCCAUUUAUAUAGGACAGCUGAGAGUAGGCCGUGUGCGUUUACACUGCAGAAAAAAGACCUGAGAUGGCCCAAAGCCGUCCUAAAAAUGGCCAGUGUAAACGCAACAAUAGUAGCUACCGAUUUUAAGGCACAGCUUCAUAUAAUAAAAUAUUAACUCAAGUUACUUGUUUACUGUACUCAAAGGGAUGUGAAAAUACUGCACAAGACAGUUCACAGAAUAGUCCCUCCAUUGUUGGUAAUUAAGUGUGUCCAUGUGUUUUACUUCAACACACUUGUUUAUGAGGACUUAUAAUACAUUAAUUUCAUACUGUAUAUCUUACAUUGAAUGCAGUGAUAUCUACCAUGUACAAACUUGUUGGAAACAAAAUAUCUUUGGGAAAGUACAGUCUAUUAAAAGUGCAGUCAUACAUAAUUUUAAUUUUACAAUACAGUUAAUGCUCAAAUCUAAUACAACAAAAUGACUGUUAGAGCCAAUAAUAUACUAAUCAGAACUGCAUUCAGAGUGCGAUAUACUGCAUUCACUGCUAAUAGCUUAAAACAACCUUAGUAACAAUACAUUACAAGAUCAUGUAGAACUAAUCUGUUAUUAA
Acipenser ruthenus (sterlet) is the source of this 3635-nucleotide messenger RNA. RefSeq names its product atrial natriuretic peptide receptor 1-like. The record is from RefSeq and is a predicted model, not a curated record. The coding region runs from base 1 to 1113 and encodes 370 amino acids. The transcript is spliced from 11 exons. Gene Ontology annotation, biological process: receptor guanylyl cyclase signaling pathway; cGMP biosynthetic process; intracellular signal transduction. NCBI's taxonomy places the organism in Eukaryota, Metazoa, Chordata, Actinopteri, Acipenseriformes, Acipenseridae. Gene Ontology annotation, molecular function: guanylate cyclase activity; peptide receptor activity.